AUGAUUUGUUUGAAACACUUGAAGUGGUUGGAGUCAGUAAUUCUUAGGUCCGUAAUGUCAACUUCUACUUCUGCUACUACUGCUAACAAUAAGGUUAUUCAACCAAAAUGGCACCAACCACAGGGUGCUAAUUCUGAAAAGCCUGUUUUAAGGUUAUACAACAGUUUAACUAGAAAUAAGAAUGUUUUUGUCCCUAUCAGUGGAACCAAUACAGUUACUUGGUAUUCCUGUGGACCUACUGUUUACGAUGCCUCCCAUAUGGGGCAUGCUAGAAAUUAUGUUUCUAUUGAUAUAAAUAGAAGAAUUCUCUCAGACUAUUUUGGUUAUGAUAUUCAAUUUGUUCAAAAUGUGACUGAUAUUGAUGACAAGAUUAUUAUUAGAGCUAGACAAAACUACUUAUUGGAACAGUAUAUUAAAAACAAUGGCUCUGAAAAUAAAUUGAUUUCAAAAGAUAUAAAAGAAAAAGUAACUAAAGCACUUUUUCAAUAUAUUCAAAAAAAUUUGAAGCAAGAUUUUAAUGUUAUCGAACAAUUCUGUGAAUGGAGAGACAAAAUUAAUUUUGAAGCCGAGAAAUUGGCUAACCCAAAAUUUCCUAUGCAUAUUACUGCAGUUGAAAAUACUAUUAAAGCUUUGAAGGAGGACUGUGAAAGUGAUGUUUUUUUUAAGCUAGUAAAAGAUACUUUUGUACCAUUGCUGGAUGCUGAAUCUGGCUCCACAGUGAAAGAUCCAGAAGUGUUCCGUAAGUUACCUGCCUACUGGGAAAAACAAUAUGAUAUUGAUAUGGCUAAGUUAAAUGUUAGACCACCAACUAUUACUACAAGAGUCUCUGAAUAUGUACCAGAAAUUAUUAAAUUCGUACAGAAGAUUAUUGAUAAUGGAUAUGGUUAUGCUACUGCAGAUGGAUCUGUUUACUUUGACACAGUAAAAUUUGAUUCAUCGCCAGAUCAUGAUUACGCUAAAUGUCAACCAUGGAAUAAGGGUAAGUUGGAUUUGAUCAACGAUGCAGAAGGUUCUUUAUCGAAUUUUGGUACUAAUAAUGGUAAAAAAUCUAAAAAUGAUUUUGCUCUUUGGAAAGCCUCUAAGCCAGGUGAACCUGAAUGGGAGUCACCAUGGGGCCCAGGUAGACCUGGUUGGCACAUUGAAUGUUCAGUCAUGGCCAGUGAUAUCCUUGGAGAAAAUAUUGAUAUUCAUUCUGGUGGUAUUGACUUAGCAUUCCCACAUCAUGAUAAUGAGUUGGCUCAAUCAGAAGCCAGAUUCGAUAACAAACAGUGGAUUAAUUAUUUCUUACACACUGGUCAUCUACAUAUUGAGGGUCAAAAGAUGUCUAAAUCCUUGAAGAAUUUCAUUACUAUUGAUGAGGCAUUACAGAAAUUCACAUCUCGUCAAUUAAGAUUGGCAUUUGCUUCGGUUCAGUGGAACAACCAAUUAGAUUUCAAAGAGAGUUUAAUUCAUGAGGUCAAAUCCUUGGAAACAAGUUUCAACAAUUUCUUUAAUAAUGUAAGAGCAUUAAAGACAGAUUAUGAGCAUGCAUUAUCCCAAAAUCAAUAUAUUUCCAAGAAGUUGACCUUUGUUGAAAAACAAUUAUUGUCUGAUUUAAUUGUUACUAAAGAGAGAGUGCAUGCUUCUUUUUGUGAUAAUUUGUCUACCCCACAAGUCUUAAAGGUACUUAGUGAUAUGGUCACUUCUACCAACACUUAUAUAAAAAAUGUGGGUUCUGAGUUAAAGAUUGAACCAGUUAUUGAAGUCUGUAAAUACGUCACCAAGAUUUUAAAUGUGAUUGGUUUCCAAACUCGUUCUGACCAAUUAGGUUGGACAAGUGAUUCAGCAGAUGGUAAAUCAUUUGAAAGCGGAUCUUUGGAAGAUACAAUAAUGCCAUAUGUUAAAGUUUUAUCUAAUUUUAGAGAUCAGGUCCGUUCCAUGGCAAUUAAGAAAGUUGAUAAUGUUGAAUAUUUGAAGUUGACUGAUUCAGUUAGAGAUCAUGAUUUAUUAAACUUGAAUAUUGCAUUAGAUGACAGAAAUGGACAAAAUGCGUUAAUUAAAUUUCUUUCGGAUAAGGAAAAGGAUGAAAUGAUUAAAUUUAUGCAAGAAAAGGAGGCCAGAGAAGAAGCCAAAAGAUUAAAGAAGCUAGAACAACAACGUCAAAGAGAAUUGAAGGAAAAGGAAAGAAGAGAAAAGGCUUCCGUAUCUCCAUUAGAGAUGUUUAAGAAUAACAAAUUAUACAGUGAAUGGGAUGAGCAAGGGAUCCCAUUAAAAGAUAAAGAUGGUAAUGAUGUAACUAAGAGUAUGACAAAGAAAUUGAAAAAACAAUGGGAACAACAAAAGAAACUUCAUGAAGAAUAUUUUGGUAAGAUUGAUGCAUAA
Messenger RNA from Arxiozyma heterogenica, 2361 nucleotides. It is a transcript of the gene CRS1, whose product is annotated as cysteine--tRNA ligase. The record is from RefSeq and is a predicted model, not a curated record. Lineage: Eukaryota; Fungi; Ascomycota; Saccharomycetes; Saccharomycetales; Saccharomycetaceae. Gene Ontology annotation, cellular component: cytoplasm. Gene Ontology annotation, biological process: cysteinyl-tRNA aminoacylation. Gene Ontology annotation, molecular function: cysteine-tRNA ligase activity; ATP binding. The transcript has a single exon. Bases 1 to 2361 code for a protein of 786 amino acids.